ACCUGACUCACGCCAGCGACCAUGUCAGCUGAAGCACAGGACAGAAGCCUCUACAUCCCAUCGGAAGAUCCGGACCACGGUCGCCGCUUUGGCAUUUACUGGGACUAUGAGAAUGCCCACAUCCCCUCGGGCGCCGACAUUGGUAACAUCUUUGUCCGCAUGCGCGCAGAGGUGGAGCGCCACGACGGCCGCAUCUCCUGCUUCAAGUGCUUCAACGCACCCGAGUCGCACCGGGUGCGGAUGCAGGAUCUGUCCAUCGAGUGCAUCAACGCAUCCAAGAAGAACCGCAAGGAGGCUGCAGACCACCGCCUCGUGGUUGACAUGUUCCGAUUUGCGCUCGAGAACCCCAACACUCACCUCACCUUUGUCCUCAUCUCGGGCGACUCGGACUUUGCCUACCCGCUGGCCACGCUGCGCAACUACAGCCACCGCAUCUGGGUCUUUCACCCCAAGCAGGCGUCCAAGGCACUCCGCGAUCACGCACAUCUUGUUCGCCCCUGGAAACCCUUUUGCACCGCCGUCCGAACCAAAACCACCCUCAUUACCCCGCGCCAGAGCUCCUCGUCCGCACCGGCGUUUGCAGGAGUCCAGUCCACCGCUCUCCUCCGCCCUGGUCUGAUCGGCUCACCCGCGACCUCCCCGCCAGCCUCGGCCUCGACGUCGGCCUCGAUCCCGACCUUGCUCAGCAGCACUGCUGCCGCUGACGCCGCUGCCGCCGAUGAUGGCAACGUUGUUGACGAUGUCGACGACGCUGACGACGCUGACGACGACGACGACAACGAUGAUGAUGACAACAUCGAUGUUGACUCGGAGGCCUCGGCGGGCACCGUCGCCUCGUCGAUGCUAGCCACUCACGCCAUCGAGGCCCUGAUGGAGAUCUUCGAGGAGCAUGUCGACGACGACGGCUCGAUGCUCCGCUCCACACUCGGCAUCAAGCUCCAGGAAAAGUACCCGUCACUGGUCCAGCGCCGCGGCGAUGCACGGACACUCAUCAAGCGAGCCAUGGACCUUGGCCUCCUCGUCCCGAAUCCGCUCUCGCAGCACUCGCUCUGUCACCCGUCGUCGCCCAUCGUCGUUGGGACCGACUCGCCGCUCCCGGGCGAUGAGGCAAUCGACUCGGAGACUCUUGCCAUUCUCCUCAUCGAGGCUUCGCGCGAACACGACGAGACUGGCAAACUCAAGUUCUCGCUCGGCAGCCUCAAGAAGCGGCUCAAGGCGUACAAUCACGAACUCGUCGCAAAGUCCAAGAUCUCUGAGGCUCUGAACAAAGCCAAGUCGCUUGGCUACAUCAACGUCAUCAAAGAGCCGGUCAACCGCACUCCUCGCUCCGGACAGAGCAAGAAGAGCAUGCAGACGAUGGUCGUUCUCGAGGCGCAAGGUCUGCGCCUCGCCAGCUCCCUCGCGGCCCAGUUUGAGUAGACUCCCCCC
Messenger RNA from Thecamonas trahens ATCC 50062, 1428 nucleotides. RefSeq lists its product as uncharacterized. Bases 22 to 1419 code for a protein of 465 amino acids. Lineage: Eukaryota; Apusomonadida; Apusomonadidae. Gene Ontology annotation, molecular function: mRNA base-pairing post-transcriptional repressor activity; RNA nuclease activity; CCR4-NOT complex binding. The record is from RefSeq and is a predicted model, not a curated record. Gene Ontology annotation, cellular component: peroxisome; cytoplasm. The transcript has 2 exons. Gene Ontology annotation, biological process: post-transcriptional gene silencing.